Magnolia sinica is the source of this 2193-nucleotide messenger RNA. RefSeq names its product squamosa promoter-binding-like protein 17. Gene Ontology annotation, cellular component: nucleus. The record is from RefSeq and is a predicted model, not a curated record. The transcript has 3 exons. NCBI's taxonomy places the organism in Eukaryota, Viridiplantae, Streptophyta, Magnoliopsida, Magnoliales, Magnoliaceae. Bases 441 to 1592 code for a protein of 383 amino acids. Gene Ontology annotation, molecular function: DNA binding.
AAUGAACGGAUUUAUAACAAAGAAAGCUACUUUUCUAAUGCAUUCAGUUAUAAAUCUUGCUUUUUCAAGGUAAGCAAUAAAAGAAAAAGGAACAAAAAAAGAUAUAACUCAAAAAUAAAAGGACCCUCCAAAAGCUCUCCUGCAAGAAAACCAAGUACUACUGUCCUCUCUCUCUGUCCUCUCUUUCUCUCUCUCUCUCCCUCCCUCCCUCUCAGAGUACUGUAACACAAGCUGGCAUGGCCCAAAUGGCAGGUGUCGGCUUUAUACUACCGCAGCAGAAGCAGCUCCAGCAAAAAGACCAGAGAGCUGUAGGCUGCAAAACCCAACUCCCCCCUUUGCUCCAGCAGGCCUUUGAACACCUUCCCUUCAAAAACCCACCUCCCCCUUUUGCCCCUCCAAACCACCAGAACAAGCCCAUGUAUGGAAAGUAGGCUGGCAGGAUGGAGAUGGGUUCAAGCUCUUUGGGUGGAGCAUCUGGGUCUGCUUCUGGUUCAUCUGAUUCUCUGAAUGGGCUGAAAUUUGGGAAGAAGAUCUAUUUUGAGGAUGUGGGUAUUGGGGUUUCAUCUAAAACAGGAGGCUUUUCAGCUUCUUCAGAGGCGUUGGCAGCGUCGUCGUCUUCAGUGGGGCCUAAGAAGGGCAAGGGGGUGGUACAAGGAGGGCAGCCCCCAAGAUGCCAGGUUGAAGGUUGUAUGGUGGAUUUGACUGGUGCAAAGGCUUACUAUUGUAGGCAUAAGGUCUGUGGGAUGCAUUCAAAGUCUCCUAAGGUGAUUGUUGCGGGUAUGGAGCAGAGGUUUUGUCAGCAGUGCAGCAGAUUUCAUCAACUCCCUGAAUUCGACCAAGGAAAACGCAGUUGUCGUAGACGUCUGGCUGGCCACAAUGAGCGUCGAAGGAAGCCACCACUAGGGUCUUUGUCCUCACCCUAUGGACGGUUGUCAUCGUCUUUCCAUGAAGACAACAACAGAGUUGGAGGAUAUCUGAUGGACUACACAUACCCAAGACUGCCAGGAAGACAGGUAUGGCCCACCAUAAGGGCUGGUGAUCGGCUACUUACCCAUCAAACCUUAGCUACGGGACGCCAUCUUCCGCAUCUUUGGCAAGGCAGUGUAGAGGUUCCUUCUGCGAACGUCCUCGCUCAUGGGCCCCACUUGUAUCUGCAUAGUUCUGCUGGCGGGACAUCUUUCCCUGGCCCGGAAUUUGCGGCAACCGAAUCAUUUGUGGGAGUCUCAGACUCCGGCUGUGCUCUCGCUCUUCUGUCAUCUCAACCAUGGGUUCCCAGGAAUCGAGCUCUGGGUCCCACAGCAAAUAACUUUAUGAACGAUGAAAGGGCUCCGACCGCCCAUCAACCAGCUCACGGCGCCAAUACAAGCAGUUUCAUGAGCAACACGUGGAGUUUCAGGAGUCAUGAAGCUAGUAGCGGUUCGCAUGAAAUCACGCGCGAGUUGGGCUCAGGACAAGUUUUGGGGCCAGCCAACAAUCAGUUCUCGAGUGAGGUCAUGUUAGCUCAGCAAGUGGGCCGGCAGCAUAUGGACCUUGGUCACUCCCGAGCUUGUGGCUCUUCCAGUUCCAGCCAUCAGAUGCACUGGUCUCUUUGAGGAAUUCUAGGAUUCCUGCAUGAUACAGUUUGCUAACAUACCGCAGUUCCAUGCAUGUGCUCCAUGGUUCAGAAAUUCAUCCUGUCAAUCUGAUGGGGCCCACUGUGGAUGGGGGAAGCCAAAAAUAUCUCCUAGAUUGGAAGAUCCUAACGGUCUACUGCCGCCUCUUGGUCAAAUGUGAGCUGUCGUUUCAUGGGCAAUCGGUCAGUAGAAAAGCUUCAAUCUGGGGGAUUUUUGGGCAUCCUUCAUCCAUGAGAGGCCCACCAUAUCAAUGUGCUUGAUCACUGGGCCAUGGGUACCACAUGGAUGCCAGCAAACUGCAUGCCGACAUGCAGGACCCAAUAAUUCCUCUGUAUUGGAUCUCAGGAACUUUGUCAGCAGUUUGCGUGGAUUUCUCGACUUGUCUUCUUAUUAAUCUUAUUAGCUUCUCAUAAACUUGAAUAGUUACAAAUUGCCCAUUGGUAGGUGUCAUGGUAUGAAUCCGAAACUGAUUUGAUAGAUUGUUUGCUUGCUUUCUAUGGUUGUAAUAAUCUCCUUUUCGACAUCGAAACAACUUUCCCCGCAUAUGCUGAAAUCUGACUUAAAAGUUACAGGACCUCCA